GAAGGAGAGUGCCCCCAAACGCCCGAAGUUCACUGCCAUUAAUAAGUAGACAAAAGACAGGCCGAUAUUCAUUUGUCUCAGAAAUGCAAGUGCUCAGCUGAAAACAUAGACAAAAUUUUUAAGGACAUAAUGCUAUAAAAAGCACUGCAUCUGUUAAAUGCCUGUUGUACACUUCUAAGGGAGUAUGAAGCCUUACAGUCAUUUACACUGUUUGAAAUUUAUCUAUUCAGGAGCUGGAAAAUAAUAAUAAAUCAAAAGUCACAGCUGACGGUAUGCGGUAUAUCAACCCACCAUGAUGUGCUUUGUUUGGUCAAACUACUGUUCCAAUUUGGAGGAAAGCGAAAGCGUUAAAGUUCAGGAUAGGCUAGAUAGGGGUUUCGUAUGAGCGAUAUUGGUGAGUGUUACUCCCUUUCUUUGUAUUUUUGAGUGUUUUCACAUUAGAAUAUACUAAGGCUAGUAUUUCCCUAUUUAUGUUUAGGCAAGAUUACUGAAUGUGUCACUUAUGUUACUCAAUGCACCCUUUUCGCGAACUUCCAUCUGUAACACAAAACGGCUACACAAAUCAUAUACUUCAAAGCUCUAUUGCUGAAUCACCUCUUAAUUCUCAUUUUGGAAAGUAUAGCUACAGAACUGGUAUGACAGUAACAACAGACGGUUACGUUCCUCAAGCAACGUAUCACAAUCAUGGACAUACUAACCACCAUAAUCACGUCCAUCAUGGCGUUCAGCAUCAUGUUCAUUCGGACCUUAAUAAUCUUAUUCCGUCCAGUAUCGCACAGGAAAGUGCUCAUGUACGUGUCUGGGAUGUUUGGGCCCACAACUUUCACGAAGGCAUGCGUCUUGUCCGGAGACUUGUGCGGGAAAGUCGAUAUGUCGCUGUAGAUACUGAGUUUCCAGGUGUUGUUGCAAAAGUAUUUGGUGAGUAUGCCAAUAGCUUCGAACAAGCCUACCACAAUAUAAAAGUUAACAUCGAUAUGCUGAAGCCAAUCCAAAUAGGAUUUAGUUUUUUCGAUGAAAGUGGCCAGACGAUAGAUUCCGUUUCAACUGUCCAGUUUAAUAUUAAAUGGAAUCUUGACAAUGAAAUGCAUGCUGCUGACUCUAUUCAGUUGUUAGAAGUUUCUGGAAUAGACUUUGAAAAGUUAAAGAGAACAGGAAUUGAACUUAGCGAUUUUGCAGAAGCUUUUCUUACCAGUGGUCUCCCACUUAAUGACAAGAUUACAUGGAUUGGAUUUCACAGUGCGUACGAUUUCGCUUACAUGAUGAAGAUAUGCACAGAUUGGAUGAGGAUGCCUGACAAUUUUCUGGAAUUCCAAAAGCUUUUGCUGAUUUUCUUUCCAAGAAUUGUGGAUUUAAAGUCUAUGAUGAGCGAACAUAAAUUUCCUAAGAGUGGAUUACAAGAACUAGCGGAUUUAAUGCGUGUACCACGUAUAGGCUUACAACACCAAGCCGGAAGUGAUGCAAUGCUAACAGGCGAAACAUUCUUUAGAUUCUUAGAGGAGCAUGGUGGUGGUAAAAUUGACCAAAGGGUUUUGAAUCUUGUAUAUGGAUUAAACUAUUGUCCAAAUGGUGUUUCUAAUACUUGGAUGCAAAUGAACGGCUCCAGUCCUCAACCUGAAAACGACUCUUCUACAAAUCACAAUUCACAUUCAUCGUCUAUUUAUCGUAACAAUGUUCAUAGCGCCGAUCAUUCUGGUCGCACUUCACCUGCUGACUCUACAAGUGGCCAUAAGAGUAGUUAGAGUGUCCGUAGCAAACAGGGUGUCAUAUUUCUCUUUUAUAACUUCAGACAGGUAGAUGAUGCCCCUAUUCCAAUCCAAGACUUACUGGUUAGCAUUUGUUUUCUGCAUUUUGUAACCUAGAUCUCUCUUAAUAAUAUAGCACCCAGCCUUAACUCUUUCAAUGUAAAUCACGGCUCAUCUGUGGCAGCUAACCUAAAUUGGCUGCUUAUCUUUUGCUUAGUAGUCUACUUCAACAUCCAUUCGGUCUUGUGUUUAUAUGUUUCUGUUACAUAUGAUGCUUUAAUUUUGCUUUGUUUGCUCCUACUCCCGGUAUGCUCAAACUGGUCAGAACUUUGCUGAAGCAUUUUCUUACGGCGUACCCAUGGGCAGCUAAAUGUGGCUUAUAGUUACCAAUUUUCCAUUGUGUAUUGUAUGUCUUCAGUCUGUUAUCUUGUCAUGCACCACCUGGUCAUAAUUUUGCUUUCAUUAUUCGUGGUUUUGUUAGUCCUUUUAUUCCGUUUCCCGACGCUCCAGGUAUCUGUGAUAAACUUUUCAAUGUUAUCUCCUACUUUUACUGACCUGUUUGCUUAUCGGAUGCCCAGUCGGGGGCAGUGAAAUGUUCUUUCAUCCUUUUGUGAGGUAUAUUUGUAUAAUAUUCCUGUGUGAUUGUACAGAGAUAACUUUGGGAUAAUAUGUUGUUGGAAACUAACUGAUGUGUAAAUGCAGCUAAUUAAAGUAUCAAAGUCGUUGUUAUAUAUAAUAUAUAAUAUAUAUAUUUCGCAUGAAAUUAUUUAUGCUGUCUCACUCUAUUCUGCGACUGUUGUGUUUUGAGCAAAUUAUGAAGUUAAUUUAUUUCAAAAACAAAUCUCAAGUACAUAUGUCUUGUAAAUGUGAUGAUGCUUAAAACAAUUUUACACUACAACCGGUGUUGUGUAUACUUACUUAGUUCAUCUCUAUCUCAACGCUCGAAUGUCAAUCUCACUCAUUUCAAUUUGAAGUAAAAAUUUAUCAAUCCUUAGACAUUACCUCUGUUGUAUAACUAACUAACUAACUUUGUGGAGCUAUGUUUUUUUCUCAGUGUGGAUUAGCGUACUUUGUUCAUAUAAUAAUAAUAAUAGUUUUAUUUCAUGUGUACUAAUCCAUGUAAAUACAUAAAUGUUAAAUUCUGAA
Molecule: messenger RNA, 2888 nt
Organism: Trichobilharzia szidati
Lineage: Eukaryota; Metazoa; Platyhelminthes; Trematoda; Strigeidida; Schistosomatidae
Source: the annotation of a GenBank genome assembly